Molecule: messenger RNA, 2895 nt
Organism: Brienomyrus brachyistius
Lineage: Eukaryota; Metazoa; Chordata; Actinopteri; Osteoglossiformes; Mormyridae
Product: tetratricopeptide repeat protein 39B
Molecular function (GO): protein binding
Source: RefSeq, a predicted model, not a curated record
UGGCUCGUCGUCGAUCUGCUCGAAUUUCUGAAUAUUGUUUAAAAACAUGGUAACGUGGUACGUGUCCUUUCGUGUAAGAUCUGUGCUGGCAAAUAUGGGAAACUGCACUUAGUUGCAGGGCGACAAUAACUAUAUUUAACAAUAACUAUAUAGCGCGCAAUUGUUGGUAUGCGUUUACAUUCCAUUUGUUGUGUUUUGUUGCAUUUGUCCAGUUGUACCUCUGACAUACUGAAUUUAAAUUUCGAAUUACGGGAAUAGCUUGAUCGUGGGCUGGGAUGUGUUAAUAUUUACCCCGUAUGAAGUGCAUGGCGGGUCUAUGCCCUUGGAUACUUUGUAAUGUGAGACCUGGCCGCGAUCACGCAGAGGAGCGAAGGUGACUUUGCAGUGAAUCACCAUGCGCGGCCGCGCUUACGCCGGGGGGGGCACGGUUCGGCAACUUUCGACUUCCCUCGGGGGUUCUCGGCUCGCCUGGUUGCCCUUCGGCACAGCCUUUAAGGAAAAAGGCGCUGUUUACUAAAACAGCUGCCAACACCGAUAUCGAGGUUCGCCUGGAGGAUUGACAGUGACACAAAGCCGCCAGCGCACUCAUGUUACUACAAUUAUAAUACAUACAGGCAUGGGUACGCGUGUGCACGUGAGCUGUCACGGCAGGGGUGUGUUUCUGCAUACGUGUGCCGGCCGCUGAUGUAGCCCAGUGACUGAAUCCGGCGGAAAGCAGCCGCAGGACUCGGGGAGACGCGGAGCAGCCCGGGUCUCCGCACACACCCACGGAGUGGCGCUCAGUUGCCGCUGUCCGCACGCUCCCAGUCCAGUGUGCUUGUCUUACUUCCGUACGAGCUGCUCUCAGGGAUCAACAUGGCUCACGUCGGGAACGGAGCCGGCAGUCUGGACGAUGAGGAUCAAUUUGAAGAUGCCUUCGACAGGAUUCCUGUGGCGUCUAAGAUGGACCUAAAGACGUCUCUGGAAGAAUGUGCCAUUGCACUGAACCUCGUCCUGAACAACAAGUUUUCUGAGGCUCUCGACCUUCUCAAGCCUUGGGCCAGGGAGAGCAUGUACCAUGCGCUGGGAUACAGCAGCAUCCUGGUCAUGCAGGCGGCCAUGACAUUCGAGCACAAGGACAUCCAGGCAGCCAUGGGCACCAUCAAGGAGGCGCUGCAGACCUGCCAGAGGUUUCGGAAACGGAACACUGUUGUGGAGUCGAUAUCCAGCCUGGUCUCCAAGCAGGCGGACUCCCUGAGGGAAGAGGAAAUGCACGCUGAGAUCUGCUAUGCCGAGUGCCUGCUGCAGAAAGCCACGCUGACCUUCGUGCAGGAUGAAAACAUGAUCAGCUUCAUCAAGGGUGGGAUCAAGGUCCGGACCAGUUACCAGAUCUACAAGGAGUGCCAGCAUGUGCUGAACAUGACGCAAUAUGUCGCCAGCAACAGCGACGCCUUCCACCAGUUCGAGGGAGGCGUGAAGCUGGGGAUUGGCUCGUUUAAUUUGAUGCUGUCACUCCUUCCUGCCCGGAUCCUGCGUCUUCUGGAAUUUAUUGGCUUUUCAGGAAACCGGGACUUCGGCCUUUCCCAGCUGCGGGAGGGAGCUGCCAGUCACAGCUUGCGCUCCAUCCUUUGUGUCCUGACGUUGCUGCUGUACCACACCUAUGUCACCCUAAUCCUGGGGGCCGGAGAAGGAGACCUGGUGGAAGCAGAGGCCCUUCUGGAACCCUACCAGGAGAAGUUCCCCAAUGGAUCCAUUAUCUUGUUUUACACGGCGAGGAUUGCGCUGCUGAAGGGGAACUUUGAGAAGGCUCAGCUGACGUUCCAGCAGUGCAUCGCCUCCCAGCACGAGUGGAAGCAGAUUCACCACGUGUGUUACUGGGAGCUGAUGUGGGCUCACUGCUUCCAGCAGGAGUGGCUGCAGGCCUACCGCUACGCUGAUCUGCUCUGGAGGGAGAGCCGCUGGUCCAAGGCCAUCUACAUGUACCAGAAGGCUGCCAUCCUCAGCAUGAUGCCCGAGGAGGACGUGAAGAACACAGGCGAGAACGUGGGGGAGCUCUUCAGGCAGGUGGAGGGACUAAAGCAGCGCCUGGCCGGGAAGUCCAUCCCAACGGAGAAGUUUGCCGUGAGGAAGUCACGCCGGUAUUCCUGCUCCACACCCGUGAAGCUGGUGGUGCCGGCGCUGGAAAUGAUGUAUGUGUGGAACGGCUUCACUAUCGUCGGCAAGAGAGCCGAUGCCACCGAGGGCCUGCUGAUCACGAUCGAGAAGGCAGAGGAGCAGCUCAGUAAUGACCCCAGGCCCUCCGAGUACCACCCCGAUGACCAGUGCCUUGUCCAGAUGUUGAAGGGCCUCUGUCUGAAACAUCUGGGCCGUCUUCUGCAAGCGGAGCUGUGCUUCACACAAGUCCUUUCAAUUGAGAAAAGGAUAAGAUAUGACCAUUACUUGGUGCCAUACACACUGUAUGAACUAGGACUGCUGUAUAAACAGCAAGGAGAUGUUGCGAAGGCAAUACGCCACAUAGAGAACGCAAAGCUGAACUACAAGGACUACUCCAUGGAGUCACGCUUACACUUCCGGAUACACGCUGCUCUCAGUAACCUGAAGGGGUCGCCGGUCAACACCCCUUAACCAGAAUUAACCGGGGGGGGGGACCUUCGUGUUUUGGGACUUAACACCCCAUGUAUUCCAGUUAGUUUCCCAAAACGUGGAGACAGUAAUGAUUUAUUUUUGUUGUUGCAUUUUUUCUGAGAAUAAAGGUAAGCUAUACAUAAUGCAAAUGAUGUUUAGGAUAGCAGAGUAUUCAACAUGCAGUUGCUGUUUUUGCCACAGAACAUGCAUCAUACAUCAGCCAUGCUUAUUUACACUACGACGUUAUGAAACUACAUUGCGUGGAGCACAGAAAGAAAGAUGGGAAAGAAA